Crotalus tigris (Tiger rattlesnake) is the source of this 5839-nucleotide messenger RNA. It is a transcript of the gene KCNMB1, whose product is annotated as potassium calcium-activated channel subfamily M regulatory beta subunit 1. Gene Ontology annotation, cellular component: membrane; voltage-gated potassium channel complex. The record is from RefSeq and is a predicted model, not a curated record. Gene Ontology annotation, biological process: detection of calcium ion; potassium ion transport. Gene Ontology annotation, molecular function: calcium-activated potassium channel activity; potassium channel regulator activity. NCBI's taxonomy places the organism in Eukaryota, Metazoa, Chordata, Lepidosauria, Squamata, Viperidae. The coding region runs from base 244 to 876 and encodes 210 amino acids. The transcript is spliced from 6 exons.
CUGCACAAAUAAUCUUGAAACAUUAUUGCCAUACCUUACCAUUUAUGGUAGUAGAAAUCUCAAGUUAACUAAACAUCCAUUUUCAAAAAUCAUCAUCAGCAAGUUUGGAAGAAGGUAGUCUUUUUACAGCUACAGAUUUGCUACUUGGGUGCCAGUAUGGAGCAGAUCUUUACAGAUCAGACUUUUCCCCAAAAUUCAUGAACUUCUAAGCCACAUUUCAAAGACGGAACUUCAGGAGGUCGUAUGAUGUUACCCAAUAAUCAACUGUGGAUGUUCUUCCUGCUCCCCAAUAGCAGAGAUAAGAACACAGAAGCAUCUCAAGAAGUCAUGUUGCAGAAAAAGGUGGUGGCAACAACACAGAAACGAGGGGAGACCAGGGCCCUAUGGCUAGGAUUGGGAAUGAUGGCCUGCUCAGCGAUGAUGUAUCUUUUUAUUGGUUUAGUCCUGGUGCCUUUACAUAGAAAAAGUGUCUGGGCUGAUGAAAGUGAAUGCAAUCUGGUGAGAGCUAACAUCAAGGAAAAAGUCCAUUGUUCAUUUGUUGAAGGCUCUGAAGAUAAAGAUAUUUUUCACUAUCCUUGUCUGGAAGUCUAUGUGAAUAUAACCCUUUUAGGACAAGAGGUAAUGCUCUACCACACAGAGAACACCGUGAACAGAAAUCCCAAGUGCUCCUAUAUUCCCCCUGAAAUGGAGAAUUAUAAAAAAGUUCAGCAGCACGUAAAAGAGAUAAGAGACAAUUUCAGAAAGCAUCGGACAUUUCUUUGCCAUUAUGACCCAUCAAGAACAGUAGAGAGCGUUCUUUUAAAGAGAUUGUAUCCUCCAGAAGGUCUUCUCAUUGCUUUUGCCUGGCCAAAAAUGAUGGUUAGUCUAUUGCAGUGACAUGACAACAGGCAACAUAUUUUUUAAAAUCAAUUUGAAACACAAUGCUUAUUCUAAGCAUCAUAUUCCAAAUUCAUUUUAAAAAAAUGAACAUCUGAAUCCCGAAUGCAUCCUGAGUUAAUGAGUAAGUGAAAGGGCUUACAUUUUCUUUCCCAAGCUUCCUCAAAUUUCAGGUUAUAAUAAAAAGAUUUUGUAUCUGAAGUUUACAAAAUUAGACAGUUACUGAGGCAUGUUGCAGCUUGCAUGUUUAUCCCUGCAAGAUCACUUCAUUACACGGAAUAGCAGAUUCUCUUAAACUGAUGAUAACAAAGCUAUCUACCUAAGAAUUGUGGGAUGGAAGAACAUAAAUUUUUCUGUUGUAAAAAAUCUGCAGGAGUGAAAAUGCACUUAUUUUAAUUAGAUUAUUCAAGGUGCAGUUUAUGUGAUUUUCUUCACCAGCCUUGAAGCAAGCACCAUAAAAAACUCAAUGUACUAGUAAAUUACUAUGAUGCACUACUGUAAUCAUUGUCAUUAGCUGUGCAUUAAGCUAACAUUUAUAGCUUUAGUGCUCAGUGAACUGCACAGCUGCUUGCCUAUGUGUUGCCUAAAGCCAUAGUUAACACAUUCACAGAAGCUUCUUAAAAGCAGAUUCUAACUAUCAGGCCAAUAGCAGCUUGAGCUAAAGAAAUUAUGUCUGUGCAAUGUUUUCUAAUGAGCAACUCUUCAUUGCUUACUACAAAGCAAUUAUUUUGCCAUAAUGAAUUGGCACUCACAACAGAAAGGGUGGGUUGGUUAAAGGGAUUUUACCUUCCUUGAACACCAAUUUAUUCAGCAUUUUUUCCUUUCUCAUAAGGUUUGUCACUACCCAGCAAAUCACUAAUUUAGACUUAAAAUUAAAGCUAAACUGAAUUCUUCCAGAACAUUUUCACAUUUAUUCUUUCUGGUGUAUGAGCUCAACCUAAACUAGACCCAAUUUUUUAAUCAUACACCACCUCUUCAAGAACAGAAUUCUGUGUAUUGCUUUUGAAUCACUGUGCCAACAAUAGUUAGAGAUGUAUCCAGUCAGCUUUAAUUGCUCCACUAGUUCACUCUUUUUAUGAUGCAUAAUUUUAGUAAGUAUGUUGGUUAUAAUAGUAAAAUGUAAUACAAACAAAAAUUAAAAAGAGAAAGAAUAAAAGGUGAAAAGAAAAGAAAGAAGCAAGAAUAUAAUGAAUAAAAAAUAUAAAGAAAUGACUUCCAACCUUCGUCACAAUAAACAAAUUUAGUGACUCUUCAUUGCCUCUUAGGUUACAAUUAACUGUCAAACCUAUAUCCCAUCCCUUAUCUAUAGACAAAUCCAUAAUGCAUUAUCUUUUAAGUUCAUAAAGAGUUGCCAGAGAUAACAUCUUAUUUUAACCUUGAUCAAAUAAGCCAACUUUAUAUUCCUUCCUUUUAAUUCCAAGUUUUUAUCUUUAGCUAAUUCAUUUUUUUCUAUUUAUUUUUAUCCCACCUUUAUUAUUGUUGUAAGAUUUGAUUUUUCUUCAUUUAAUUUUUAUCCCAUCACACAGAAUUCUUCAAGGUUUUAAGAAUCCUCUUUUGUAAAUCCAAUAGAAAAAAAAUGUCCCAGUCACUCUCUUGGUUUAUAAUCUGGAUUUUCCUCUAGUCAGAUAAAAUUUGUUCUGCAUCUGUCAUUUCUUUAAUAGCAUCUACUAUCCAGUUUUUAAAUCAUGAAAUUACAUAUCUCUGUCUUCCAAAAACCAAAACAGAUCUAUUUCUCAUGAGCAGCUGUUUAUUCAUAAGGAAUUCCAAAAUCUUGUUUAAAAAGUAUCUAGAACUUUAGUCUAUUUAUAAUUUUCUAAAAUCAAAAACUUAUUCAGUUUUUUGCUCUUUAUUUCUUAUUCCAUAUCUUCUUAAGCUUGCAACUAAUUUUUCUUUUGUUCAGAGUUGAAGUUAAAUUCUCCCAAUGAAGACUUUUCAGAUGUGUCAUUCUAAAGGCCUUUAACAGCUUUAAAAUUAUUGCAAUUUCCAAAGGUGAGUAGAAAUGAGGGUGCAAACUUUGUGUCCUUUAAAAGGCCCCAUUAUGGAUCCAAGCAAGAUGGCUAAUUCCUUCAUGUUCCAGCCAUCAAAUCCACAGAAAAACACUGUCUUGUGAUCUUCUCACAAGGAAAAGCAAUCCAGAGCAUCUGUGGGCAAUCUACUGUUCACUCCUAUUCAGAGAAGUUUCCAGGAACUGAUCUACUCACCAGUUCCUUCAUCUAUGUUGCUGUUGUUGGCUCUUCAAUUCAUCAUUCCUCCCCUUCUCUUUAUGAAGGCAGGACAUGAAUUAUCAUAUCCUGACUCAUUUACCUUACUGCAUAGAAUUUAGCAUGAACCAUAGUCCCACAAAUAUAAUGCACAAAAUAUUUAUCAACAAAUUGUUUUAUAGAUCACAUUGCAUCAACCUUGGAUCAACUUUACUCAUGUCUUCUCCUGGCUCCACACCCAUCUCAUACUGAUUUUAAAUUUAUAAAUGGUUACUAUAGCCAUGAUGUAUCCUUCCAAAUGAAACUAUUCUGUAAUUUGUAAUUGUCAUCAGAAGCUCUGUGAUACAUCUCUUCACCUUGAUAACAUCUUAGUAAGGCCUUUUUGGUAGUUGCUAGAUUAUCUGCACUGAACAGAUUGUCUCUCUCGUUUAUGAUAGAUUUGAAUAAAUGUUGUCCUUUUUAAUUUCUGUGCAUCUUAUUCCUUAAUUUGACAAUCAUUCUCAAUUGUUUGGCAUGUUUAUCUCUUUUCUUGUGUUUCAGUAUAACAUAUUUUCAUAUACUUUAUCACAGACAUCACUUAAAUAAUAACAUUAAAAUGCCUGUUGUUUCUAUAGGAAUCCCAAUAGCUAUUAUACCCAGAAGCUGUUUGUCCUUUAAAUAACCAAGGAAUAUAUUGUUACUUACUGAGAUUUAACAAAAGGAUGGUGUAUAUAACAUGAAAGUGGUGCAUUGACUUUUUCACAAUUUCUGAAACAGACUGUUUCAAGGAUGUUUAUUUAUACCAUUCUUCGUAGAAUAAUGUUUUGUUUCUUUGCAAUGACAAACAAUGAAUUUCAUCAGAAAAGUCCUCAAGCAGCACUGUAGAUUAACUCUUACCGGACCUUCUAUUCUUGAGACAUUAUCUGAAUAUUUCUAUUAUUUAGUAUUACUUUAUGUCGCUGCUACUUUUGUUAUAAUUUGUUGCUUUUAUUUAACUAUCAAAUAUACACAGUAAACCGAACUUUGGAGCAAAUUAAUAUUCUAUUAGUUAUAUCAUUAAAAAUUUUCUUCCAAAAAUUUGAAAUAUUAUCCCAUUUCCACUAAAACUGAAACAAUGUUUUCUACAGUUUACAGUGAUGUUAAUAUAAUUCUUUAGGAAUAGAUGCCACCAUUCAGGAUAUUUAAUCCAUAUCUCCAGGUUGCCUUCAAUUGCCUUAUCACAACAUCAGUCAAUUCGGCUCAUUUAUUGUAAUCCUUUUCAGGGGUCACCAGCCGCCAGACCUAGAUCCAGUACCGGGCCAGGGCCUGUUUGGAACAGGGCUAUGGAAACAGUGGGUAAGCGUGCAGGCAGCUCCAUUUGUAUGAGUGGCAGGCAUGCCUGUGUAUUGCUCACACAAACGGAGCUGCGCACAUGCAUCAUUCACCCACUGCUUAUAAGGAACCAUCCCCCCCCCCCCGCUGAUCUGCAAAGCUGGAAAGAUUGGAAACCACUGAUCUUGAUGGUUCCAUGGCAAUGAAAAUGAAGCCUUGUGGCUACUCUGAACUAAUUAAAGGACAACCCUUCAUGCUUUGUACAGGUUUUUCUCUCUCAUGUACUUUUCAUUUCAUGAGGUUAUUAUCCAGGUCCUCUCCAUGAGGUUAAGUGGGCUUCUACAAGUUGGAGAGGUUUUAUGGAAUUCCCUACUCAGAAAGACCUAAUUGACACCCACACUAUAUCAUUUCAGACCACGUGAACACCUUUCUGUUGGCCCAGGCUUUUUAACUGGUCUUAAGUUGUACUGUAGUUGCAUUUUAAUUCAUAUUCUUUUAGUUUUGGAUGAUGUCUUACAGCCACCUAACUUACACGGUAUUUCUCACAACCUCUUUUUUUAAAAAAAAUGUUGGUGAUCUGGGUAUGAUGCCCAUCAUCCCAUUCAUCACCAGGACUGAUUCAGCUGAACUUCUUUUUUGAUGUUGUAAAACUUGAUGUCAAACUAUAAGAUAAAAAUGAAUAAAAUAAUUUCUUAGCAAUAAAUGUUGAAUAAUAUUUUACCCAUACAAUAGGAGGUAGCAAUUUCUAAAUACCUCAUGUAUUCAAUACUUUCAACCCAUAAGAAACCUAGUUAUUUUUCAUCUAAGUUCCAGACAAGUAUUUAAUCCAAUAUUGGAUUGACUGUUCAAAAGUGUUGCCCUUUUCAAAAGCAAUCUACAUUUAUACAUUGUCCUGAAAUUGUUUCAUCAUUAAUCUUAUCCACAGUGUUCAACUCCCCACAUCUGCCCUUUUAAAAAAUGUAUCAUUUAAUCCUGCAAUGCUAAAAUACAUAUCAAACCAUGAAUGAUUACUUCUAAAUUAUAUCUUUGAGGAAAAGCAAGAUAAUUUAACAUUAAUUAAACCUAAGCAAAUAAAUAAUUAUAAAUACUUAAACAAGCUGAUUUAUUAAUUGAUAAGAAAAAGUGUAAAUACAUUUCCAGUUUUGAAUAACAUCACUCUAUAAUUUUUCCAUCAUCACCUUGUGCAAUCUUAAAUGAAAAAUAUAAUUCAACUAUUUAGUCUUUAGACAUUGUUCAAAACAUUUUUCUAAUUAGUUCAUUGUGUGCCUUGCAUGUUGAUGUGCAGUUUUCUUUAAUUCAAUUGCAUUUAUUUGUAUUUUCAAAGUGUUCAUUAUGUCAUAUUAAGCAUUUUCUUUGUUCAGCUGUUAUGGCAUUUCAUAAGACAUCUUAAAUUACUUUGAAGAAGCAAGUUAGCAACUUCUCAGUAGGUUUCCUGCAAUUCCAAUAAAGCGUAAUCAAUUAUUCUCUUAAAA